Spirometra erinaceieuropaei is the source of this 4762-nucleotide messenger RNA. The record is from the annotation of a GenBank genome assembly. NCBI's taxonomy places the organism in Eukaryota, Metazoa, Platyhelminthes, Cestoda, Diphyllobothriidea, Diphyllobothriidae.
CCUUUGCCACACAUACGGAGCUUGUUUGCUUUGUGAAGCCAAUAGAUCGGUGUGCGCCCAUUCCUGAUUGAUAUAUACAUAUAUAUAUAUGGAAGAAGGAGAUAAGGCGUUCCUCCCCAGAGAACGCCUUAUCUCCUUCUUCCAUUUCUACACCUGGGGUCAGCGUUUUCGCUUAUAUCCAUAUAUAUAUAUAGGCAGAAUAACAUUACCGACAAAGACAAGGGUAAUGUUAUUCUGCCUAUGUAUCAUGCGCCGCUGUGCGGCUGCUGGUUGGGCUCGAGAGAGAGCUCUUAAGGCACAACGGAACGAGUGAGUUCCGUAUGAACGAUCGGUGAGCGCCCCCUACCACUAUAUAUAUAUAUAUAUGUUAUGAUAGUGGGCGCUCACCGAUCAGGUUACGGAACAUGCUCGUUCCGUUGUGCCUUGGGGCUCAUACUAGAACCCUCGCAGGCAGUCGCACAGCGACUAGUAGUAGAUAUAGAUGAGAUGGUACCGACAAUGGUAGAGCGUCAAACUCCAUGACCAAAGAUCCCGGGUUCGAGUCUCAAGUGAUCCACACUUGGGGUUGGGUAUGACUGGCUGAUGACGGCUAAUAAGCCAGAAAUGGCCAUUCCGGUCUCCCUUGUCUUUGUCGGUACCAUCUCAUAUAUAUAUGUAUAAUGAGAAGAAAAGGCGAUCUCGGAAACCCUUGUUUUACGCUCCUGACGUUUCAAAAGCAGACAAGCUUCCAUCGUCGGAGGUGAGUGUGCUAUCGCGCCUCACAGUAUUUAUAGGUGGGUGACAGUCAUGUCAAGACGGUUUUUUGCAUAUGAAGUCAGGGCGGCAUGGAAGAAGGGGCGGGGAGGGAGUCCUAGAACGUAUUUUCGCCGGAUGAGGGGAUGGUGGAUCAGCCGAUCCAUCCUCCAGCUCGUCGCAGGCAGUGGGUGGUGUAGAAAAACAUUUAAAUGAGCACAGGCAAUCCUGAAGGGACGAAGAAAUGCAAUUAACGGGUAUUGGCACAGGUGUCGGCCAAUCAUCGAGUCCUUUGUUGUUUUUGUAUAUUGCCCAUAGUCUGACGACCAACUAGGGGAGCAGCCUCGGUCAUCUGUGCAAUUAAAGUUAUAUUUUUCCAAAGAAUUCAAUCACUUCCAAAUUAAAUCUCUCGGGAUGCCCGUUAUGCAAUACUUAUACAUAUUAUUUCCUCUUUUACAGGUGGUGCUUUACCAAGAAAAAAUCGUCCAACUGUCACAGUAAGUACUUUGCAGUUACUAAGCAGAAGCACAACGAGUGUUUUGCAGCUCUCAAAGCUUCCACAAACUCGUAUCAAGUUGCGGGACUUUUCUUACCCCAGUGACCAGACCAUACUUUAUAUGUUGUAAAAUCAGGAGCUUGUCUUAAAUGGUCCUGAACCUCACCAAAUGCCCGGUGAGCUUUCAUCACUAAGUAGACUCGUAAGCCCCAUGUAGUUACUGGGUCUGCUCCCUCUUCUCUGACUUCCAGCCGACCGCUCGAGAUUGAUCCGACCACCUCUAAGACUUCAUUCACAGGACAUGCCCUCUACCCACGCUCAGAACUUUUUGACCUCCUUGUUCCUGCCGUCUUCCGCCUCCACUUUGGCCUAACUGUGAAAAACUUGACGACCUGGGUGCGAUUCAAACGUACAACAGCAAAGGCGAGGCUUGCGCACAGCCAACGCCCUGAGCUGCGAGGCCUCACCAGAAGCAGUGACUUCAAUCACAGUUGGAUCAAAUUGCUCGCCCAGCCUACAGCAACGAAUCCCACCGAUGUCACCGGGUUUUUCACGAUUAGGACAAAAGGAAUUAUUUAAAAUCUGCUAAGAAGCCAUUUUUUCUUUUUUCUUACCAGACAGUAUUACUAAUUUUAGCGGUCUGCGCGUAAACCCGCUCCGGAGCCCGGUACAGUUCCCCUUGACAAAGUGAAACAGGUAUAUGAAUGGCUGCUGUUCCUUUUAUGCACUUUUUUACCCCAUUGACCUUAACGGGACCUUAAAUCACGUCUCUAUUGUGAUCUCCACCGCACGCUAUUUCUGGCAAUAAGUAGUAUAUCUGUCCUUAGCCUUCGUCGUUGUGGCCAUCGCUGCAAACUUGCCUUGCAGUGCACAUUACCUUUGUUUCGGGGGAGGGGGGGGGAGAGAGGGGGACGACUGUCCUUUCAUACUGACGAAUACAGGAUUUGUCCAUGAAGUAUCUCCCUUCAUUCUAGCCCCGGGUUCACCCGGAGGAUAUGGUCUACCCCUGUAUUGGAAGUCGCACCCCGAUCUAGCCUGACGCUUUCACGGACAGCUGCGUUGAGCGGGUAGUUGGCACACCCGGGUAUCCACUUCAACUGCAGGUGGAACCAGAUGAGGGCAUUCGGAAUGUCUUUCCCUCAUCGGUGACCUUGUGUGUGUGUGUGUGUGUGCGAAGCCUGUCACCGUUAUGGUAGGGAAACCUAUCCUGUUAUUACGCGUGCAGUCCGAAGUCAGCCCUGCCUCAUCAGCUGUCGUCUCAGUCCAGUUUUGCUUAGGCAAACCGCGCAUGAGGAUGGCAGUAAAUAGGUCACUGCUGCCCAAGUCCCUCGUGCAAUUCCCAAAUCCCUAUAAUCCAGCACACGACACACGUCCUAUGGAAGUCAACAUGCGCCUAACACAAUCCCCCUGAAGCGUCGCUGUCGCGCAAAUUGUUCGGAGGCCGGCCUGGAGAGAGGCUUCUGUGUCCGAUAUUGGGUGUUUGUGCGUCAAUUAGACCGCAGUGUUCACGGACCCGGCCGAAUUAAUUGGGCUUCACCUUGGCGCCGAGCAUCAUCGUCGGAUUAAUGACCCUGUGCGGUUUUUAUGCGCCAGCGAUGUAGGCUGUCGUGUACGCAACGAAGUAGAUCCCCUACCACUGAAGAUUUGCAGGCUUUUACUAUCUGCCGCACCGAACAUGCUGAAUAAUCGCGUACACUGCGUGACCGAUCUCAUGAAAUGUUGGCCAAAAUCCUGGAAUGUGUUUCCGAUUAGGAAGGAUCACUUAAGUGGGUUGUUAUACUGAUCAUCAUGCAACACAAUCCUAUAAAAUUUCGGGCUCGUCGGGAAUUCGGCUUUUGAAUGCACUUCUUUGCGACAUCCUGCAGAAACCACACUGGGUAAAAAAUGACUACUUAAGUAGCAUGCAUUUUUCCUAUCGGUUUUCGAUGGUCUUAUAAAUGCAAACAUAUUUUACAGACAACAUGCACAAAAUAUGCUUUCUUUUGCUCAUUUGGUAGGAAAUCACAUUGUCCUUAUAUUUUAUGCCCGAGAAAGUGUAUAUGAGAUUUUUAAGACCGUGCGAUGUCCAUGCAUGCAAGACCGCACAUGUCCGUUUACUAAUGCUCCUCAUAAAAUGUACAACACAGUCUGGAUCCAUUGCAAGAUUUCCUGAAUGGUCUCUUCUUAAAGGCAUAGAGGAAUAUAUGAUUUUCCUUACGUGGAAGGCAUGCACCUUGUAGACUGAAAUCGCAAAACGCUUGUGCAAUGGCAGAUCAGGGUGAACAUUAUUCGGGAAUCGGGAAACUUUUUUUAAAACCUAAAUAUACACUUUCUUCGGGCAUAAAAUAUGAAGACAAUUUGUUUUUCUACCAAAUGAGCAAAAGAAAGCAUAUUUUUGUGCAUGUUUUCUACAAAAUAUAUUUGAAUUUAUAAGGCUAUCGAAAAUCAAUAGGAGCAAUGCAUGCUACAUAAGUAGUCAUUUUUUACCGAGUGGGGUUUCUGCAGGAGGUCGCAGAGAAGUGCAUUCAAAAGCCGAAUUCCCGGCGAGUCCGAAAUAUUAUAGGGUUAUCCUGUAUGGUGAUCAGUCUAACAACCCCACUUGAGUAAUCCUUCCUAAUCGGAAACGCAUUCCAGGAUUUUGGCCAACAUUUCACGAGAUCGGUCACGCACUGUAUGUCACAGGCAACUUUUAAUGCGGUUAACUGGCAAACUUGCUCAGUGGGCAUACCCGAAAACCGAUUGUGUCAGCGGGUUUCAUUCACUUUAGUCGGCCCUAAACGCUGUCAAAUACAGAGUUCAUACCUGUUAAACAUCAGUACAGCUAUCGAGGGUGGAUUAGGAAAAGUCCCAUCCUCUCUCCUCUUGAGUAGACGAAUUCGCCGCGAGUACCUCAUCGUCCUGACAGUCAUCCGGCCUAAUCCAUCCAUUUGCACAUCUACUUUGGCUCAACACUGUGGUCGGAUCCUCCACGACCGUUAUUACUCUCCCCCCUCCGCUACAUCCGAAAAUAACUGACUGCCUGGCAUCAAAUCUACCUCCUUUUAUCUGUCAGUACUCCCUUGAAUUACUCUGCUUUCUCUAACGUAGCCCUGGCUCCUUCUCUCGGCUCCCCACGCGUGGGCCAGCGGAUUCUGUGGAGAGGGUGUCCGUGUGGGAAUUUUCGACACUGGUCUCGUUGACACCAAUCUGCACAAUCACUUCCGUACUGUGACGAUAAAGGAGAGGACCAAUUGGACCGCUCGCUCUCGGAAACGCCACGGGGUACGAGAAUAAUCAAGUAUUACCUACUAAAAUAAUAUAAGUAGCAAUUAUUUUGUUUGUUUUACGCAACGUCCAACCUGUGGUACGAUCACUUGCAUAUUUUAGCGGCGAGAAGCUGAAGACGGGAAUCCAGCUGCCAUUGACGGACACGGCCAUGGCACCUUUGUCACUGGGAUCAUCGCAGCCACGCCAGAUGAUGUGGUCCUGCGUUGGUCACAGGAGCUUGUGAGGAAUCAAACGCUCAUCGACCGGCCACCGAGUGACAUUUGCUCGCCUCCGGGACUUGCCCCUCGC